CAAAAACCAGCUUCCAAAUGCGAGAGGAACUAAUGAAAGCGCUGGAAAGUCUUCGUACGUUCCGUUUUACUGUUGCACACACCCUGUGAUCAGCACAGUUGUAAGCUGACUGUUUCCUGGGCGAUUUUGCGGUUUUCUAGGUGAGAGAUGCCGAAAAAGAAGACCGGGGCUCGUAAGAAGGCUGAAAGCCGAAAGGAGCGAGAGAAACAGACCCGAGCCAACAAAGAUAAUGUUGAUGUGGCUAAACACCCGUGCAACUUUGCCAUGGAAUGUGAUAAAUGUCAAAGGCGGCAAAAGAACAGAGCAUUCUGCUAUUUCUGCUCGUUAGUGCAGAAACUUCCCAUGUGUGCACAGUGUGGCAAAACAAAAUGUAUGAAGUCUUCAGACUGUGUCGUCAAACAUCCUGGCAUUCACAGCACCGGAAUGGGAAUGGUGGGGGCCAUCUGCGAUUUCUGUGAAGCCUGGGUGUGCCAUGGCAGGAAAUGCCUGAGUACCCAUGCCUGCUCCUGCCCCCUUGUAGAUGCAGACUGUGUUGAAUGCGACCGCAGUGUUUGGGAACAUGGUGGUCGAAUUUUCCGUUGCUCUUUUUGCCACAAUUUUUUGUGCGAGGACGAUCAGUUUGAACACCAGGCGAGCUGUCAAGUGUUGGAGGCUGAGACUUAUAAAUGCUUAUCCUGCAAUCGACUUGGUCAGUACUCCUGUUUACGAUGCAAGGUGUGUUUCUGUGACGAUCAUGCCCGAAGCAAAGUAUUCAAACAAGAGAAAGGCAAGGCACCACCGUGCCCAAAGUGUGGACAUGAAACUCAGGAGACAAAAGAUCUGAGCAUGUCCACUCGAAACCAUAAAUUUGGUCGUCAAAGUGGCACUGAUGAGGAUGGAGCAUCAGGAUACGCCUCGUACUGGAAGAAUUUAGAAAGUGGGGCAGGAGACGAUGAUGAGAUCGAGGAGGACUAUGACUUUGAUGAUGAAGAGGAAGACGAUGAGGAGGACGAUGAUGACGAAGAGGAGGAAGAUGAUGCUGAGGUUGAGAACUCGCUGUCAAAUCUCAGCUUGGAAGCCACCUGUGGAAAGACUUCAUAGAAAUGGAAAAAAUAUUUUGUUUGAGAUUGUGCAGGUUUAGACCCAAAGUGAGUUUAGAAAGUGAGUUUAACGUAGUCAGAUCUGCCUAUGUGUGUCUACAUUUUAAGACAUCCUUUUGAAAUUCAGAUAUAUCUGAAGUAAUAUUUUUAAAAGUAAGUUUUGUGACGUUUUUCAUGGUUACCUCAACUUGAGAUUUUGAGGCUUGGAAACUAAUGUCAAUGAAUAAAACUUCAAGUAAAAAUGUA
This is a messenger RNA of Triplophysa dalaica, 1325 nucleotides long. It is a transcript of the gene noazfp, whose product is annotated as zinc finger protein 330. The coding region runs from base 148 to 1080 and encodes 310 amino acids. The transcript is spliced from 10 exons. The record is from RefSeq and is a predicted model, not a curated record. Gene Ontology annotation, cellular component: nucleus. Gene Ontology annotation, molecular function: zinc ion binding. Lineage: Eukaryota; Metazoa; Chordata; Actinopteri; Cypriniformes; Nemacheilidae.